Olea europaea var. sylvestris is the source of this 1370-nucleotide messenger RNA. RefSeq names its product cell division control protein 2 homolog A. The record is from RefSeq and is a predicted model, not a curated record. Gene Ontology annotation, cellular component: cytoplasm; cyclin-dependent protein kinase holoenzyme complex; nucleus. Gene Ontology annotation, molecular function: ATP binding; cyclin-dependent protein serine/threonine kinase activity; cyclin binding. Gene Ontology annotation, biological process: regulation of meiotic cell cycle; regulation of gene expression; regulation of G2/M transition of mitotic cell cycle. Bases 162 to 1046 code for a protein of 294 amino acids. The transcript has 9 exons. NCBI's taxonomy places the organism in Eukaryota, Viridiplantae, Streptophyta, Magnoliopsida, Lamiales, Oleaceae.
CAACCCUGGUCAAAGCCUUUACCCAAUCAGUGAGUUAGCCAGCCCACAACUCAUAGCCCUUUCUCAACUGCUUUAAUCAAAACACAUAGCCCUUUCUCUCUCUAAUAGUCUCUCACUCAACAUUUCAUCGAUCUCCGCUGAACGCAUUUACUGUCAACGAGAUGGAGCAGUAUGAAAAAGUUGAGAAGAUUGGCGAGGGAACUUAUGGAGUUGUGUACAAGGCCCGUGAUCGCGUGACAAAUGAAACUAUUGCUCUGAAGAAAAUCCGUCUGGAGCAUGAAGAUGAGGGAGUGCCGAGCACAGCGAUCAGAGAGAUAUCUCUCUUGAAAGAGAUGCAGCAUGGCAACAUUGUAAGGCUGCAAGAUGUGGUGCACAGUGAGAAGCGCUUGUAUUUGGUAUUUGAAUAUCUGGACUUGGACUUGAAGAAGCACAUGGAUUCUUGCCCAGAAUUCUCCAAAGAUCCUCGUCUAGUUAAAAUGUUUCUCUAUCAAAUACUACGUGGUAUUGCUUAUUGCCAUUCUCACAGAGUCCUUCAUAGAGACUUGAAACCGCAAAACUUGCUGAUAGACCGCCGAACCAAUGCAUUAAAGCUUGCAGACUUUGGAUUGGCUAGAGCAUUUGGUAUUCCUGUCAGGACAUUUACACAUGAGGUUGUCACUCUAUGGUACAGGGCACCAGAGAUUCUUCUUGGAUCCCGCCACUAUUCUACCCCCGUUGAUGUGUGGUCAGUUGGUUGUAUAUUUGCCGAGAUGGUGAACCAGCGACCAUUGUUUCCUGGUGACUCUGAGAUUGAUGAACUCUUUAAGAUUUUCGGUAUCAUGGGAACUCCGAAUGAAGAUACAUGGCCUGGAGUGACAUCUUUGCCGGAUUUUAAAUCUGCAUUUCCAAAAUGGCCUCCUAAGGACUUGGCAACUGUGGUUCCAAAUCUUGAUGCAGCUGGUCUUGAUCUCCUUGGAAAAAUGCUCUGCGUGGAUCCCAGCAACAGAAUCACAGCCAGAAGUGCUCUCGAGCAUGAGUACUUCAAGGAUAUCGGGUUUGUCCCCUGAUUCAGUUCCUCCUCGUACUCGUGCAAAUGUAUAUUGGUAUGUGGCAUCUGCGAGUUUUUAUUCUAUGAUAUAGAUGUGCGUGCUAUUUAGCUAGAAUUUUUCUUCUUUUUUAAUUCCCUUGGCAUUAUUAAGUUUUAAGUUGAAGUGGUUCCCAGCAAAGCAACUCCAAUAGUUGCAGUUGCUAGCGCUUUUAGUUUCCGAAUCUUGUGUGAUUUUCCUUUUUCCCAUUUUUUUUUUGGUGAUAUUAUAACAUGGUGUUGAUUUUAGACAUAUUGGCUUUUUAUCUUCAGGUCAAUCAAUUUGAUAUUGAGUGCUGUUUAUUCU